AUGCUGCGUUUCACUCAAUUCUGUAAAAUUGGUCAUUCUAGUCAGCUUCGGCGUGUUGUGGCAGCAGAAAAUGUUGAAAUUGGUCAGAAUGUCUACGCAGACGUCGCAUGGCUUUGUCACCACGCCCGUAUUUUGGAUGGUGUUCGAUUGGGCCGGCAAUGCUUUGUUGGACCACCUGGAUCUUCAUUUUGCUUAUCUAAGCCUAGCAUUAAAUCCACGGAUUCUUCACCAUUGGCCUGCUAUUUAGACCUGGAGCAGCAUUCCCUCCCAGUAUGCUUGGGUCCCGGUGGUCGUCUGCCUCCUUGUAGCGUUCUCGUUGCCCCUGGACCCAAUUCCAUAAUUAUCUCAGAAGAAAUAGGUGGGGCUAAAGCUUGGGCUUCAAUCUAUCAGCGAAUCCGCCCUGGACGUCAGCGUCACUCUACACUAGAAAAAUCCGAGAAACUCACUGUAUGUUUCCUUACUCAUGAAUACCUCUUGAAUUAUUAUUAUUAUUUGACAUCGCAUAUUUUUUUAUCCAAGAACUGA
Protopolystoma xenopodis is the source of this 525-nucleotide messenger RNA. The record is from the annotation of a GenBank genome assembly. Lineage: Eukaryota; Metazoa; Platyhelminthes; Monogenea; Polystomatidea; Polystomatidae.